Messenger RNA from Monosiga brevicollis MX1, 1254 nucleotides. RefSeq lists its product as uncharacterized. Gene Ontology annotation, cellular component: membrane; trans-Golgi network. Gene Ontology annotation, biological process: endoplasmic reticulum to Golgi vesicle-mediated transport; vesicle fusion with Golgi apparatus. The coding region runs from base 1 to 1254 and encodes 417 amino acids. NCBI's taxonomy places the organism in Eukaryota, Choanoflagellata, Craspedida, Salpingoecidae. The record is from RefSeq and is a predicted model, not a curated record. The transcript is spliced from 8 exons.
AUGGCGGUCCACCCCCAAUUCACCUGCUUCUGCCCCGAACACUUUCCCCACUACCCAUACGCACUACUUGACUCUCAACUCCCAACUCUAUCUCGUACAGUCCCUCACUCACGGCCCCGCCCGCCCGCCCGCCCGCCAACCGUAAACCCGAACGUUUGCCGUGCUCGCAACACAUUCGUUGACUCAAAUGACCACUUUUGUCUGACAUUUCAAUCACUCAUACACACCACAAACACACACACACACGCUCUCUCUCUCUCUCUCUCAAACUCUCUCUCUCUCUCUCUCUCAAACUCUCUCUCUCUCAAACUCUCUCAAACUCUCUCAAACUCUCUCUCUCUCUCUCUCAAACUCUCUCUCUCUCUCUCUCUCUCUCUCUCAAACUCUCUCAAACUCUCUCUCUCAGUCUCAGUCAUCAGUCUUUUUUUUUUGUCUGAACAGCUGGUUGGUGGAGUUGAUCGCGGCGGUUGGCAGUGGCGCGGAUUGGUCGUGUGCUUCAUCGCCAUAUCGGGGAGUGCGAUGGAUUUCUACUCGACCGGCGCCGCUGACGGCGACGACAACAACGUCGGGGGCUUCGACGCCUAUAGCUCCGGGGGUGAUUAUGGCCAGAUGGGCCAAGCCAACUAUGGAAACUCGUAUGGCAGUCAAAAUAGCCAACAGUACUACGGGGAUGAGGAAGAACCCCCUUUGCUCGAGGAACUCGGCAUCAAUUUUGAUCAUAUCCGUAGCAAAACCCUAGCGGUCCUCAACGUCGCCAAGCCUGUCGACAGUCACCUCAUGGACGAUACUGAUCUCGCCGGCCCCUUGAUGUUCUGCUUGCUCUUCGGCGCCUUCAUGCUGGCCAGCGGUAAACUGCAAUUUGGUUACAUCUAUGGCGUUGCCGUCAUGGGCUGCCUGGGACUUUAUAUGGUUCUUCGUCUCAUGUCAGAGCACACGCUUUCUCUGAGCACCACGGCCAGUGUCUUGGGCUAUUCCUUGCUGCCGAUGGUGGCGUUGUCGUCCAUUUCUAUUUUGCUGAAUCUAACGGGUGUGGUGGGACUGAGUCUGGCCGCCACCUCCAUUGCCUGGUGUACCCACAGUGCUGCGCGUAUUUUUACCAGCUUAGCCAACCGAACCUCCGAUCUUCCCAGCACCCAGUCCCUGGUCCUUCUUCCCUCUCUCCCUAUGCCUCGACCCGAGCCGAGCCAAGCGGCGAGCCCAAGUCUUUGUUUCAUGCUAUCUGUGUUUUAUGUGCGCGUGUCCGUGCCACAAUGA